CGGAUUUCACCCAUACGUUCUCUCUUAUUUCGUCGCCAUCUUUGCUGAUUACUCCAUAGUCAUGGGGAAAUUCAUCAAGUCUGGCAAAGUUGUGUUGGUUUUAAACGGACGUUAUGCAGGCAAAAAGGCUGUCAUUGUAAAAAAUUACGACGAUGGAACCAGCGAUAAACCUUACGGUCAUGCACUCGUGGCUGGGAUUGCUCGCUAUCCACUGAAAGUUACAAAGAAAAUGGGAAAGAAGAAGACGGCAAAGAGGUCCAGGAUAAAGCCUUUUGUAAAAGUUUACAACUACAACCAUCUUAUGCCCACAAGGUACUCAGUCGAUGUAAACCUGGACAAGCAGGUGAUUAAUAAAGAUGUGUUCAGAGAUCCAGCACUGAAACGCAAAGCCAAAAGGGAAGCCAAAGUGAAAUUAGAAGAAAGGUACAAGUCGGGCAAGAACAAAUGGUUUUUCCAAAAGCUGAGGUUCUAAUCACCAACCUUGUAAAAAAAUAAUGAAAUAAAGACUGAAACACAAA
Pocillopora verrucosa is the source of this 518-nucleotide messenger RNA. RefSeq names its product large ribosomal subunit protein eL27. Gene Ontology annotation, biological process: translation. The record is from RefSeq and is a predicted model, not a curated record. Gene Ontology annotation, molecular function: structural constituent of ribosome. Lineage: Eukaryota; Metazoa; Cnidaria; Anthozoa; Scleractinia; Pocilloporidae. Gene Ontology annotation, cellular component: ribosome; cytosolic large ribosomal subunit.